AUGCUCCGCCGUGCUGGUCAGACUCUUUCGCCCGCAGCUGGGCGCCGGGCGUUCUCGCAGUCUGCGUCCCGACAGAAUUAUGACGCGACUAUCCGGAACCUCCUUAUCCACAAGGACACGAAGGUGCUCUGUCAGGGUCUCACUGGAAAGACUGGUACUUUCCAUGUGAAGGAGGCGCUCGAGUACGGGACGCGCAUGGUCGGUGGUGUCUCCCCCAAGAAGGCCGGUCAGACCCACCUCGGACUUCCCAUUUUCGGCACCGUUCGCGAGGCCGUCAGGGAUGUGCAGCCCGAUGCGACCGUUCUCUACGUGCCACCACCCACCGCCGCGGAUGCUAUCAUCGAGGCGAUUGAGAACGAGAUCGGUUUGAUUGUCUGCAUCACGGAGGGCAUUCCCCAGCAAGACGAGAUCAGGGUCAUGAACGCGCUCAAGAGCCAGUCCAAGUCGCGUCUCGUGGGGCCCAACUGCCCCGGAAUCAUCAACCCGGAGGGGUGCAAGAUGGGCAUUCAGCCCGGCGCCAUUCACAAGCCGGGUCGCAUUGGAAUCGUCUCGCGCUCGGGUACGCUCACGUACGAGGCGGUCGCGCAGACCACUGGGGUCGGCCUCGGCCAGUCGCUUGUCGUCGGAAUUGGCGGAGACCCUUUCCCCGGCACGAAGCACCUCGAUGUCGUCAAGUUGUUCCUUGAGGACCCCCGGACGGAAGGUAUCGUUCUCAUUGGCGAGAUCGGUGGCGGGAUGGAGGAGGAGGCGGCGGAGUACCUCGAGAAAUACAACAAAACGCGUAGCAGCCCCAAGCCCGUCGUCGGUUUCAUUGCCGGCCGCACUGCGCCCCCCGGCAGGCGUAUGGGUCACGCCGGUGCCAUCAUCUCUGGUGGCAAGGGUGCGGCCUCGGACAAGGUUGCGGCCCUCGAGAAGGCGGGCGCCUUCGUCACUGACAGCCCUGCCAAGAUCGGUUCGACCAUGCUCAAGGCUAUGCAGGCUGCUGGGCUCGCCUAG
Messenger RNA from Trametes versicolor FP-101664 SS1, 996 nucleotides. Its product is annotated as succinate-CoA ligase. Gene Ontology annotation, molecular function: succinate-CoA ligase (GDP-forming) activity; succinate-CoA ligase (ADP-forming) activity. Gene Ontology annotation, biological process: tricarboxylic acid cycle. The coding region runs from base 1 to 996 and encodes 331 amino acids. The record is from RefSeq and is a predicted model, not a curated record. NCBI's taxonomy places the organism in Eukaryota, Fungi, Basidiomycota, Agaricomycetes, Polyporales, Polyporaceae. Gene Ontology annotation, cellular component: succinate-CoA ligase complex (ADP-forming); mitochondrion. The transcript is spliced from 9 exons.